UGCAAUGAUUAAGCAUAACAACGCCUUAAGCCUUAUGGCACAAGGAAAUACAAAGGAUAUCGCAACGGAAGGACAUUGCGAAGCAGAAUUCCGAGCUCACUGUUACAGAGCAAGUGUUGCAAUGCAUACAAACACAUAUAGACCACUCUAUGAGCAGCAUUUGACACUAGGAAACCUAUGUGACGAAAAAGAACGAACUUCUAGAAGAGGCACUAAAACAGUAAUUGGCGCAGCAAUGCUGUAUUUGGUAAUCGGAUACCCAGCGCAAUUCGCAGGAAUGGGACUGCAUAUCGCAUCUUACAUGGGAGUUAUAGGCAAUGAUGAACGAGUUGGGUACAAAGGAAUAGCGGCAGUCUACCUAGUGGCCACGGCAUUCCAGGCAAUGGCAGGACUGCUUACAUCACAUGUGACACAAAGUAUAGAUAAAAGAAUGCUAACGCGCUGCGCUUGCCUAGGCAUAAGUAUGUGUAUUAUGGGAGCAUCCGCGUGGCUACAUAACUAUACAGUGUUCCUACUGCUGUACGGCGUGGGCGCUGGACUGUGCUCAGGACUGGUUAUGUGGCUGCCAGCGGAAUCCGUGAUCAAACAUAACCCAAACUCAAAAGCGUUCAGCUGCAGCAUGAUGUACGCCAUUGCGGGCACUGUACUUACUAUAGUAGGACCACUGCAACUGGCAUACCUCAGCCCAUGGUGGCUACACAAAGAAAAGACCACACCGACACAACAAAGACAAAUCGCACCAAAUAAUUGGUACUACAACAACACAGAAGAAUUGUAUCGCACCAAGAAAAUAAUAAUGUCAAUCGGAAUCGUUUACCUCCUCAUAACGAUCAUAGGAAUAAGAUGGGCAUUCCCCGAAAUGGAACCUAACGAAUUCGACAACGGAAAUCAGAAAACCUCAGAAUAUGUGCCAUUUGCAAUCAAAGAAAGGAACAAAGGGAACCAGGACGUUAAACAAUACGACUGGUGCGAUAAGCUGUGUACAUGGCUGCUGUCCUUUUUCACAUGGCAAGCCGUAAUAUAUAUCCACUCCUGCUGGAGAAGCACCGCUGUACUGGAGUACAAGGUCCAAGCAAAGUCUAUAGUCGCAACAGAACUAUUCGUAAGAUGCGUAAGCCUAGUAGGACGCGUAAUUUGGGGCCUGGUGUUGGAAUCUCACGGAUGGCGCCAAACGUGGAUAGCCUUUUCACUAAUGCUACUCGCAAUGACAGUCACACUGACACAGUUCUACAAAUCCAGCUUUGCUCUAUACGUCGCAUGGCUAGCUGCAAUGUACUUCGCAAACUCAGCCAUUUUCUGCGUGGUGCCAAUCACUGCAAACCAACUCGCCAAACAAGAGGAGUUCACCCAAGUAGUUGGAAUCAUGGGAACAUCCAGAGCACUCGCAGGAGCAACCGCCUUCACAAUUUCAAUGUUGUGGCCCACCUUGCUGAGGCAAAGCGUGCCAGGACUUAUCUCACUCCUCAGUGUAGGCAACCUCGUAGCAGUGAACUUUUGCCAAUCGUAGUACUAGACUGAAUAAAUAGA
Babesia bovis T2Bo is the source of this 1527-nucleotide messenger RNA. Its product is annotated as Major Facilitator Superfamily protein. Gene Ontology annotation, molecular function: transmembrane transporter activity. The record is from RefSeq and is a predicted model, not a curated record. Gene Ontology annotation, biological process: transmembrane transport. Lineage: Eukaryota; Apicomplexa; Aconoidasida; Piroplasmida; Babesiidae. The transcript has 6 exons. Bases 5 to 1507 code for a protein of 500 amino acids.